Triticum urartu is the source of this 823-nucleotide messenger RNA. RefSeq names its product early nodulin-like protein 18. The record is from RefSeq and is a predicted model, not a curated record. NCBI's taxonomy places the organism in Eukaryota, Viridiplantae, Streptophyta, Magnoliopsida, Poales, Poaceae. Gene Ontology annotation, cellular component: plasma membrane. Gene Ontology annotation, molecular function: electron transfer activity.
UAUACCCAUCGACCAAUACAAGCAUCAUCGAGAGUGCAGUUUCUACUUUGUACUAGCUAGCAAUGUCGAGCCGUAGAUCUUGUGGCCUGGUGCUCGCCUGCGCCGCCCUCAUGGCGGCGGUGGCCGGCGCGGCGCAGUACAACGUCGGCGGCGACAACGGCUGGGGCGUGCCCGGCGCCGGCGCCGAGUCCUACAACACCUGGGCCGAGAAGACCACCUUCCAGGUCGGCGACCAGCUCGUGUUCGUGUACCCCAAGGACAAGGACUCGGUGCUGCUGGUGGCGCCGGCCGACUACAACGCUUGCAACACCAACACGUACGACAAGCAGUUCACCGACGGCAACACCGUCUUCGACCUCGACCGCGCCGGCGCCUUCUUCUUCAUCAGCGGCGUCGACGCCAACUGCCGCGCCAACGAGAAGCUCAUCGUCAUGGUCGCCGCCGCCGCCAAGGGCGCUCCCACGCCCAGCCAGGGGUCACCCGCAGCAACAGCAACGACCCCGCCGUCUUCUCCCUCAGGUGGCGCCCCGCCAAACUCCCCAGCAGCCCCAAAUGCUCCGGCGGGUAACUCAACGCCGGCCAAGGACGCGCCUCCUGGAGCCGCCAGCGGCGCCGGCCUCACGGUGGCAGGCCUCGCCGGCUCGUUCGCGGCAUUGUUUGGAUACGCCAUGCUUGCUUUCUAGUACUGCUUUCCAAACCUAUCUUUCACUGCUCCUUUUCAAAGCCGGGAAACUAUUUGCUCCUUUUCAGAGGGCAAUGUGUCUCUCUGCUCAUAUUCUUUUCCGUUAUGGUCAAUGACAAAUGCAAUAUGAUGGUUCCUGAA